This is a messenger RNA of Gambusia affinis (western mosquitofish), 2629 nucleotides long. It is a transcript of the gene ppef2a, whose product is annotated as protein phosphatase with EF-hand domain 2a. Gene Ontology annotation, biological process: detection of stimulus involved in sensory perception; negative regulation of MAPK cascade. The transcript has 18 exons. The coding region runs from base 130 to 2352 and encodes 740 amino acids. Gene Ontology annotation, cellular component: nucleus; cytosol. Lineage: Eukaryota; Metazoa; Chordata; Actinopteri; Cyprinodontiformes; Poeciliidae. The record is from RefSeq and is a predicted model, not a curated record. Gene Ontology annotation, molecular function: Hsp90 protein binding; protein serine/threonine phosphatase activity; iron ion binding.
CUGAUCCGGGCGGACCUGUGGAGAAUGCAACUGAGCAAAUGGCUGCUUAAAUUCACACUGAAACAGCAGGCAGACAGCCAAACAACGAGGCCAGCUGCUACCGGAUAAGCAAGGUUGUCACGAACAGUCAUGGGAUGUGGCGUCUCAAAGUCCAACCAGUUCCACAAACACUCCAGGAAAGCCGUCACCACUAUAAGAGCUGCUGUCCUGAUUCAGCGAUGGUACCGGCAAUAUGUUGCUCGCACAGAGAUGAGACGGAGAUACACCUGGCACAUCUUCCAGUCCAUCGAAUACUCCGGAGAACAAGCCCAGAUCAAGCUUUAUAACUUCCUCGGCUACCUCAUGGACAAUUUCACACCAUCCAGCACAGAACGAAAUUUGAUCUCGCACAUCUUCAGAGAGAAUGAUGUCUGUUGGGACUCAGAGUGGGAGCGGUACUUCUGCUACAAGAACAUCGACGUGCCGGAGGUUUACUCCGGGCCGCACCUCACCUUCCCGCUGACGGUGGAGCAGGCAGUCGGCCUGCUGGAGGCCUUCAGGAACAAGAAACAGCAGCUGCACUCGCGCUACGUGCUGGAGCUGCUGCUGGAGACGUGGAAGCUGCUCCGCAUGCUGCCAAACAUCAACCGCAUCUCCACCUGCCACAGCAAAGAAGUCACUAUCUGCGGUGAUUUGCAUGGACAGCUGGAGGAUCUGCUGCUGAUCUUUUACAAGAAUGGCACGCCGUCCUUAGAGAAGCCCUACGUGUUUAAUGGAGACUUCGUCGACCGAGGAAAAGACUCCAUUGAGAUUCUCCUCAUCCUGUUUUCGUUCAUGCUUGUUUAUCCGCGUGACGUCUACUUAAACAGAGGCAACCAUGAGGACCACAUCAUCAACCUCAGGUAUGGAUUCACCAAGGAGGUCCUGACUAAAUACAAGAUUCACGGAAAGCGGAUCUUGAAGCUGCUCAAGAAGAUUUUCAGCUGGUUGCCACUAGCAACCAUCAUCGAUCAGAAGGUGCUAGUCCUCCACGGCGGUAUCUCCGACUCUAUGGAUCUCAGCGUUCUGACCAAAGUGAACCGACACAAUUAUGUUUCAGCGCUGCGGCCUCCAAAGAGGAGGAACCACAGCUCGGCGGGCAUGUCCAUCGACAUCGACAUGGACGACGACCUCUGGAGCACCAGUAAGAUCUACCAGCGCCGGCCGUCCCUCACGUAUCCCAAGCCGCUCGGACCGCGGGAGUGCUUCCACAACCGCUCGCUGCAGGACUUCUCGACCCGGAUCAAGGCCAACAUGGAGAACGAGCUGGAGAACAGCAAGAAGAGUGAGGUCAUCCUGGCAGCGGUGCUCCACACGUCACAGCAGGACACUCUGUCUGUGUCCACCGACUCUGUGAGUAGCGACAACGCCAAGGACGAGUGGAGGCAGAUUCUGGACCUGCUGUGGAGCGACCCGAUGAACCAGGACGGCUGCAUACCCAACGAGGUGAGGGGCGGAGGCUGCUACUGGGGUCCGGACGUCACUGAGGACUUCCUGAACAGACACAACAUGCAGCUCAUCAUCCGCUCACACGAGUGUAAGCAGGAGGGCUACGAGUUCUGCCACAACCGGAAGGUCCUCACUCUGUUCUCUGCCUCAAAUUAUUACGACGUGGGAAGCAACCGGGGGGCCUACGUGAAGUUGGGUCCAGACCUCGUGCCUUAUGUGAUUCAGUACCAGGCCAGUAGCAUGACCAGAGAACUCACCGCCAGGCAGAGCGUCGGGCGAACCGAGCGCUCAGCCCUGAAAGUCCUGCGGGAGCAGCUGUUUGCGCACAAGUCAGACCUCCUCUGUGCCUUCAAAAAGUUUGACACAAAGAACGCAGGUUUGGUGUCCCUGGUUGACUGGGCCUCAGCGGUGGAGAGCGUUAUGCACCUGAAUCUGCCGUGGCGGAUGCUGCGCAGCCAGCUGGUCACCUGCAAGACGAGCGACGGCAUGAUCAACUACUACGACUGGUUCAACGAACUCGCCAUCACAGGGCCCAACACAGACCACAUCGACCAGAGCCUGCUGGAAACUUUGUACCGCCAUCGCUCCACUUUGGAGACCAUCUUCAGGAUCGUAGACACAGACAACUCAGGCUUCAUCAGCAUGGAGGACUUCCGGCAGACGUGGAAGCUGCUCAGCGUCUACCUGAAGAUGGAGAUCACGGACGAAGACAUCUGCAACCUGGCCGAGACCAUCGACAGCAACCACGACGGCAGCAUCGACAUCGACGAGUUCAUGGAGGCUUUCCGGCUCACGGACAAGAAGAGCCGCCUGGAGCGUGGACGCAGCAUGUUCAUGGCCACGACGUCCGACCUCUCCAAGCUGGAGGCCGACCCCAACGUAUGACCCAGCAGACUCAAAACAGAUGUGCAGCCGCUCACGACACAAGCUGCUUUGAUGACGCACGCGGCGACGCAGGAUGGCGCAGAGUGGCAGCUGCGUCGGGGAUCAUGGAGGAUUAGGUGGAGCUCUGAGAUCACCGUGUUUGACGGUGAAGGUUCAUCUCAAGAGAUACAAAAACAACACAGGAAACAUUUUUGUAGUAGCUACAAAACUGGAAUAAUGUGACAACUGCACUGUAAUUAAAGAAAUAAGUGUUAGACAACGAGGAUGUGGAUUCUUG